CUUGUCUCGGAGGCGGCCCAAGAUGGCGGCGGCCAUGCUGGGCCCCGGGGGUUGCAGUGCGCAAGCAGCGGCCCGGCCCCGCCGCGCCGGUCACCGCCGGUACUAAGCUCUUCAUUACCCGCCCGCCGUAACCCCCAAGUGGUGGCGGUUUCUAGAGGAGGGGAGAACGGGCACCGGCUUGCCGCGGCCCUGCCCCCGGAGGGGGGAGGCCUGAGGGCUGAAGCAGCGGCCGCUGCCGUCAUGGAGGGGCCUGGAGCGGCGGCGGUGGGCGCUAGUCCCGGGGGCAGUAACGUGCCCGCUUUCCUCGCCAAGCUGUGGACCCUGGUGGAGGAUCCAGACACCGACUCGCUUAUCUGCUGGAGCCCGAGUGGCAGCAGCUUCCACGUCUUUGACCAAGGCCAGUUUGCCAAGGAGGUUCUUCCCAAGUACUUCAAGCACAGCAACAUGGCCAGCUUCGUGCGGCAGCUCAACAUGUAUGGCUUCCGGAAGGUGGUGCACAUCGAGCAGGGAGGCCUGGUGAAGCCCGAGAAGGAUGACACAGAGUUCCAGCACCCCUACUUCAUCCGGGGCCAGGAGCACCUCCUGGAGAGCAUCAAGAGGAAAGUCACCAGUGUGUCCAACAUAAAGAAUGAGGACAUCAAGGUGCGGCAGGACAACGUCACCAAGCUGCUGAGUGACAUCCAGGUGAUGAAGGGCAAGCAGGAGAGCAUGGACUCCAAGCUGGUCGCCAUGAAGCAUGAGAAUGAAGCCUUGUGGAGGGAGGUGGCCAGCUUGAGGCAGAAGCAUGCCCAGCAGCAGAAGGUGGUCAACAAGCUCAUCCAGUUCUUGAUCUCCUUGGUCCAAUCCAACCGGAUCCUGGGGGUGAAGAGGAAGAUCCCGCUGAUGUUGAAUGACAGCAGCUCAGCACAUUCCAUGCCCAAGUACAGCCGGCAGUACUCCCUGGAGCACGUCCACGGCACCUCCCCGUACGCAGCCUCCUCCCCAGCCUACAGUGGCUCCAACCUCUAUUCCCCAGAUUCUUCAGCCAACUCUGGUCCCAUCAUCUCUGAUGUGACUGAGCUGGCCCAGUCCAGCCCUUCAGCCUCUCCCAGUGGAAGUCUGGAUGAAAGGAGUAGCCCUGUGGUCCGCAUCAAAGAGGAGCCCCCCAGCCCCACCCGCAGCCCCCAGCUGGAGGAGAGCAGCCCGGGGAAGAACCCUCCAGCUGUGGAAGCUCCUCUCUUCCCCUCCACCUUCAUUGACUCCAUCCUGCAGGAGAACGACGCCGGCGCCGCGCCCGCCGCCGACGGCGCCUCCCAGCCCCCGCCCCCGGAGAAGUGCCUCAGCAUCGCCUGCCUCGACAAUUUGACUCGCGCCCCGCAGCUGGCAGAGGUCCCUCGGCUUUGCCCCACUUCCUCCUCCUCCUCUCACCACUGCAGAGCACAGCAAGGGAAUGAACUCAACGACCAUCUGGACAGCAUCGAUUCCAACCUGGACAACCUCCAGACCAUGCUGACCACGCACGGCUUCAGCGUGGACACCAGCGCCCUGCUGGAUCUCUUCAGCCCUUCAAUGACGGUUACAGACAUGAACCUUCCUGACCUGGACAGCAGCUUGGCCAGCAUCCAGGAUCUCCUUUCAACCCAGGAGCAGCAGAAGCCAACUGAGACAGAGGCCAGCACGGUGGACACAGGCAAGCAGCUGGUGCACUACACGGCCCAGCCGCUGCUGCUGGUGGACUCGAGCGCGGUGGACGUGGGCAGCGGGGACCUGCCCAUCUUCUUCGAGCUGGGCGAGGGUCCCUACUUCACGGACGGGGACGAGUACUCGGAGGACCCAACCAUCUCCCUCCUGUCGGGCACCGAGCAGCCCAAGCCCAAGGACCCUGCCGUCUCCUAAGAGCGCCCCCCCGCCGCCACCGCCGGGGUGGGCUUGAAGGAGAAGACGACCCC
Molecule: messenger RNA, 1928 nt
Organism: Dryobates pubescens (Downy woodpecker)
Lineage: Eukaryota; Metazoa; Chordata; Aves; Piciformes; Picidae
Gene: HSF1
Product: heat shock transcription factor 1
Exons: 14
Coding region: 241-1875 (544 amino acids)
Biological process (GO): regulation of DNA-templated transcription
Molecular function (GO): DNA-binding transcription factor activity; sequence-specific DNA binding
Source: RefSeq, a predicted model, not a curated record